AUGAGUAGCGAUCAAUUUGAAUUGAGUGACGAUACAAAACCAGAAGUACCAAAUACUUUCCCCAUUGAGGAUGAACAACUGCAACAACAGGAUGCGUCGAAAUCGAGAGAUUUCCCCACUGAAUCGGCAAAAGAGACCAUUAUUAAUCGAUUACGAAACAUACCACAUGAAGAACUAAAAGAAAUAUUAACGAAUCAGCUUGACUUGGAGAUUCAACUAAAACAUAGAGAACUAAAUAUAUCUGACAAUGAAAUUGGCAAAAUUGAAUCACAAAUGUUAAUGCUAAGGAAGUUCUUUGACAUACCUAAUGAUAAAAAACUCAACAAUGAACCUACUGAUUUUACCACAAAAUAUUUCGACAUACUUCAAAAAUCGUUAACGUCAACUUAUGAUAAUUUCAAGCAACUACCGGAAGCUCCACCACAACUCAACCCCAGUUAUUUGGAUGGCAACAAAAGUGGAGCAUCACCAGUUUCUCAACCUGUGCAUUCAUACAGAACAAGAUCUACGACAUCAUCGUUGCGUCCAUCGGCGACCUCAAUUGCUUCAGGGAUCCGGAAUCCUAGUUUGGGAUGUUUAUAUCGACGAACAGAUGGGGUUGUUGUAAGGUUAACUUGCCCCAAUUGUCAAAGAAGUAAUUUUUCAUCAGCACAAGGCUUUUUAAAUCAUAGUCGAAUAGCACAUUCAAAAGAAUAUACCUCACAAGAUGCAGCAGCAUUGAAAUGUGGUGACAUAUUGCCCGAGAUUAAACAGGAUCUUACCGGUGAAGCAAGUAUAAAAAUGUUAGUGGAGAGGGGACUUGAUCCAACUAGAAACUUGAAUGUUAAUGAGUUUUUGUUCGGAAGAAUAAAUACUGCAACAACAUCUACAGGAGAACAAAAUAGUGCCACUGACGGAUCGUCUACAAUGAACCUUAGUAGUAGUAAUGCCCGAAAAUUGGAAGGGAAAAGAGAUAGUGGCGGUAGUGGUGGUGAUAAUAACGAGCAACUUACACAACCACAGCCAAUUACAACAUCACCAACGAUAGAACCUCUGAAUGAGUUGAUGAAAAAACUAAUCAAAGAAGGCACAAUGAAUAAAGAGGAAUAUGAAAAGCUUUUGAAAGAAACAAAAGAGCCCACCAGUAAUUCUCAUUUGUUUGAUGACGAGACUGAAGAAGUUGGCGAUUCAGAAGAAUCUAGUUUAAGUACAACUCCGAGCUGUUCAAAACUGGUUAGUUUAAAUGAUAGGAAGAGAAGACAAUCUCGUGGAGGUAUUAAUAUUUCAAUAUCGAAAGACAUGGAAGUGCAUGAACCUGAAGAAAAGAAGUUAAAAACAUGA
This is a messenger RNA of Candida albicans SC5314, 1320 nucleotides long. RefSeq lists its product as uncharacterized. The record is from RefSeq and is a predicted model, not a curated record. The transcript has a single exon. Lineage: Eukaryota; Fungi; Ascomycota; Pichiomycetes; Serinales; Debaryomycetaceae. The coding region runs from base 1 to 1320 and encodes 439 amino acids.